Photinus pyralis (common eastern firefly) is the source of this 4721-nucleotide messenger RNA. Its product is annotated as CUGBP Elav-like family member 4. NCBI's taxonomy places the organism in Eukaryota, Metazoa, Arthropoda, Insecta, Coleoptera, Lampyridae. The record is from RefSeq and is a predicted model, not a curated record. Gene Ontology annotation, cellular component: nucleus; cytoplasm; ribonucleoprotein complex. Gene Ontology annotation, molecular function: mRNA binding. Gene Ontology annotation, biological process: mRNA splice site recognition; regulation of alternative mRNA splicing, via spliceosome.
ACCGAAAGCUGUUCGUGGGCAUGCUCAGCAAGCAACAGACUGAAGAGGAUGUCAGACAGUUGUUCGCGCCCUUUGGAACUAUAGAAGAGUGCACCAUUCUCAGAGGACCUGACGGAGCAAGUAAAGAAGGAUCAUGCUGCCUUCUUCAGGAAUAUGAGUUUCUGUUGUGCUUUCGUGAAAUUCAGUUCGCAUCAGGAAGCACAGGCUGCCAUUAAUAGCUUGCACGGGAGCCAAACUAUGCCGGGAGCUUCUUCCAGCUUAGUGGUAAAGUUUGCAGAUACUGAAAAGGAACGUCAAUUGAGACGCAUGCAGCAGAUGGCUGGAAAUAUGAGUCUCCUCAACCCUUUCGUGUUCAACCAGUUUGGAGCCUAUGGAGCUUAUGCACAGCAACAAGCAGCUUUAAUGGCAGCAGCGACUGCACAGGGUACAUACAUCAAUCCAAUGGCUGCAUUAGCCACACAAAUUCCACAUGCCACUCUUAACGGAAUGGCUAACUCCGUCGUUCCGCCCACAUCAGAUGUGGGUAUAGGUACAGGUUCUGGACAACCAGUAAAUGGAACCAUCCCUAGCUUGCCUUCACCUACCAUGCCAACUUUCAAUAUAGCUGCACAAACACCUAACGGACAGCCGGGAGGAACCGAAGCUGUAUAUACUAAUGGUAUUCCUCAAACGUAUCCUGCUCAUGCGCUUCAUCUGUCCAUUCCAGCGCAGGGACUGCCUAAUGGUGAGGCUGCGCUUCAACAUGCGGCAUAUCCUGGAAUGCAACCGUAUCCUGGCGUGGCAGCUUAUCCUGCGGUAUACGGCCAGAUCCCGCAGGCAAUUCCUCCACCCAUGUCUGCAGUUGUUCCCACGCAGAGGGAAGGUUGCUCGAUCUCCGGACCCGAAGGUUGUAAUUUAUUUAUCUAUCACCUACCUCAAGAAUUUGGUGAUGCUGAACUAAUGCAAAUGUUUCUUCCUUUUGGAAAUGUGAUCAGCUCAAAAGUAUUCAUCGACCGUGCCACUAACCAAAGCAAAUGUUUCGGGUUUGUAUCAUUUGACAACCCAGCAAGUGCCCAAGCAGCCAUCCAAGCCAUGAACGGCUUUCAAAUUGGAAUGAAGAGACUUAAAGUGCAACUAAAAAGGCCCAAGGACGCAAACCGACCAUACUAACCUUGGCUUUCAGAGCCCGGCAAGCAAUUUAGCUGCACCCAUCAGCCAUUUAGUAUACUAGUCAUAGCCACAUUUUAUUACUAAGAUAAGGUUUCCUUUUUUGAACUUGCCUGGAAUAUUGCUAUUUUAGGCAGCAUUGUCCACUUGAUUAUUCGAGAAUUUCCAAAUGGGCUGUGAUUAAAUAACAAAUCAGUGUUUGAUUGUACAGGCCGUUUUGUCUUCUCGUUCGUGAAAUGUACCUAUUACUAUUUUGACAUUUACGCUAAAUUGUAUGUAUUGUGUGUUAAACUGUAAUUGAAUACGAAAUCAUUAGAGUAGGUAAUGCUGCCCUUCGAGUAGAUGCCAAAUUAGUCCAGGCAGAAGUUCACAGUGGUUCUAGUCAAAAGACUUACUCGGAGUCCAAACUCACAGAGAUACGUGAUGUAUAAGUGUCUCUGCUAUAUUUAAGAAAAGCUAUGACAUAUUUAUACAUAAAUUAAUAAUACUUAUACAAAUUAGUAUAAUAUAUUUCUACUAAACUUUAAGUAACAUAAUCGUUACAAACGUACCAAUUAUAAUAUUAAUCUGUACAUUUUAGAUAAUAGCAAUUUAGAAGGUAGACCAGAGAGUGGCGCGAAACCGUACAGGUUAAAACCUAUAUCGAUUUUAGAACAAUGGGUUUGCAGUUUAUGAAUUUUAUCUAAUAUAUAAGUUUAUAUAUCAAAAUGCAAGUUGUCGUUUUUGCCAAAUAGUUGUUGAGAAGUUAGUUGAUGCUUUUGAGGGACGUUAGUCAGUCUCAGACCGGGGAGACAGUAAGCGAGUACUCGGCUGGGCCACUCUAGUCAAAUUAUCCAGCCUUGCGCUGCAUAUUAAUUAAUAUGAUUAGAACUAAUUUAGGUAUAAGAACAUAUAAAUAUAUAUAAAUAUUAAGUAACAUAUAAAAAAUAUAUAUUAUACUAUUUAUUGAAUAUUUAAUAUUCUUAGAUACGUUUUUUUUUGUUGGGCUAAGAUCCAAUUGUGCAAUAUUAACUGAUCGACUGAUACACAAUAGUACUUCGCGUACUUAUUUUGUACCUAUAUUUAUUGUUUUCGACAAAUAUUGCAAGCAAAUAUUUUGCUAAAUACUAUGUAGUGUGUAAUUUAAGGUAAUUAUACCCAUAUAUCGCGACAUAUACUCAUUUUAUAAAUUCGAAAAUUAAAUCUAAUUGUUUUAAUUUCUUUGUGCAGACGAAAAUAUAUUUUCUUAGUCCGAAUUAUGCACACUUAUCUACUAUUUUCCUUUCGUCUCAUAUAACAUUGCGAUGAUUAAAUGGUAAAUUAUUACUUUAUAGCACACACUACAUUUAUAUUCUUCUUUAUUAGUAGUAGCAUUCCACGCUUGCUUGUUACAUUCCUUCAGCGCUGGAAGUAAAUAUAACUAAACGUACUAAAUGCUCGCGGGUGAGCAACAGCUUCCCGAAUUAUGUAGUCUAGUCAUCAUUCAAUUAUAGUAUCCCCAAUCAGUACGAGUGGAUAAUAAUCAAUCUUAAACGCAGCGAAGUGAUUCUAGGAUACAGGGUAUGUUUUUGCAAUUAUUUGUGUAACAUGUUCUCAUCGUGAGAGGGCGUACAUCGUGUUUCUACUAGUAUAAUAAUGUAACCAUGGUCCGCGUCCACAGCGGAUUGCAUCCCUCGCUAUCAUAACCCAUGCUGUAAAUAAAAGUCCACAUGACACACCGUUUUAUAUAAAUGUACGGUUCUUUCUGUGUCAAAAAUGAGAGAAGUACCUGUCAAUAACGUUUAAAGCUGUUUUUAUAUUUUAGAUGCCAAUUCACCGACAUAGGCUUGAUCAUAUUCUUAGUUCUAGAACCAUUUUAUAAAGAUAGGUAUAAUCAUAUUCAAGGUAGGAAUAUAAUGGUAGAAUGGAUCAUUCACAAGAACGUGACAAUUGUUAUAGGUACAGCAAAUUUUGGCUUUGGGUUUCGUUGUGUAAAGAGUUACUUCAAGAGUACUCCAGUGAAGUGAAUAACAUAUCCUGUGUUAUAUCAGUAAAUUCUUAGGUUCUUACAUACAGAUGUGUUAUUUUUGUGGAUCUCUUAAAAGUUCCUAAUUGAAGCCUUUUAUACACUACACAAAUAUAUUUUCGUUAAUUCGCAGAUUUUGACUCAAAUAAGAGAAUGUUUUCCAUGGAAGCUCUAAAAUAAUAUUGUGAUAACAUAUUUUAUAGUAAUGGUAACUAUUUUUAUUACUACCUUGCAAAGUUUUAAUUUUAAUCCAUACAAACAUUCUUUUAUUUUAAGAAAAAAUAAAUUACACCUAGGUAUAGAUAAAUAAUUGGCAUUUAAUUUCUUAAGAACUUCACAGCAUUCUUGAAGGAAACACUAUAUACACAAAUCCAAUUAAACCGCAAGCAUGUCCAUUGCCUUUCUUACAUUACUUUUAAUAAUAAUCUCACAAACAUUAAUGUACUGGGAUCAAGGAGGAUGAAGGCAAGAGAUUUUUGAAGAGAGGUACAUUUCCUAACAAACCACAAAAUAAUAGUUCUCUUCUUCUUAAUUCUCCUUGGUUGGGACCAAUACAACCGUUUAUUAUUUGUAAAAUCUACAAAAUAUGUUUCUAGUCAUACCAGGUGAUUCGAUAAUUUAUUUAUUGUACUAUCUAAGUAUAUAUUUUAGAUUAUAAGGUAUUAAUUUAUUCAAUGAUUUAUUAUCUCUUUGUACUAUACUAUCUAAUGAAUCUACAAAAACUGCUUGUAAUUAUCCGCAAUAUGUACAUUAUUGAGGAUGAAGAUAUUGUGUAGAACUGCAGUACCUUAGCUUAUGCUUCAAUACAGUAUUAAAGCGGUCCGCUGUAGAAAGAUAGGGUUGAUUUUGGGCAUGGUGCGAGUACCCAGUUAUCAUGAGUCACCAUUUAUUAUAUAAGAUAAUCCAAACCAUACUCUGUUGCAUGUCAGUUUAAUUACAUUUUACACAAAUUAUUAUAGAGUAAAAUUAUUAAAAUAUAUAUUAUAUACAUAUAUUAUAUAUAGUAGAUACCUAAUUAAAUUGAAGUAUUUAUAACCCUUUAACAGUUGUAAUACGAUAAUGUAAAAACAUAUGAUUAAAUUAGACAAUGAAUGCGUGUACUUUUAUUAUCCGUACAUAGAAGUAAUCAUAUUAUUUUUACACUGUCAAUUUUGCUGGUCUUUAUAUUUUUUACAACCGGUUGCGUGUUCUCAUCCAACCACUUAAAUAUCGAGACAUUAAGCUGUACAGUUUGUGACUACAUAUUUAAUAUUUACAAUUUAUAAAUAAGAUUUAAUUAGACUUAUGGAAAAGAAACGGCUGAGCAGAAUUGGUGAUGCUCAAUAAAACACAUAAUCUACCUAUUGUAACAAUAAUGUAAUAUUGGGGUUCAAAAAACAAAUUGUCUUGAUUCUAUAUUUAACAUAAUUUAAAAAAAGAAAUAAAUCCAACUCAAAUUUCUAUUAUUCAUGUUACAUGGUUAUUGCCAUAUGUAUUUUUCGCCAUAUAUUGAUUUGGAUUUAUUUUUGACAGUUGAUUUAGCUUUUCAAUUCAUAUAAAACUUUAUAAAACAAUUACAAAUUAAUAAAGUUAACUAUUUAAUGCAUACAGA